AUGAGCGAAGCGUCGAGCCGCGUGACGUCGCUCGAGGACGCGAUCGAAGCGCUGGACGUGCGCGUCGCGUCGCUCGAGACGCAGGUCACGGCCGCCUCUCCCCCUCUCUUCGAUGCCGACGCGUGGCCCGCUGCGCGCAUCCGCAAGACGUUUCUCGACUUUUUCGAGUCGCACGAGCACUUGCCCCAUACCUUUUUCAAGUCAUGUCCCGUCGUCCCGCUCGACGACCCCACGCUGCUGUUUAUUAACGCGGGCAUGAACCAAUACAAACCCAUUUUUCUCGGGCAGGUGGACCCUUUGCACCCCAUGGCGAAGCUCACGCGCGCGUGCAACUCGCAGAAGUGCAUUCGCGCGGGCGGGAAGCACAAUGAUCUGGACGACGUGGGGAAGGACGUGUACCACCACACGUUCUUUGAGAUGCUGGGCAACUGGAGCUUUGGCAACUACUUUAAGCAAGAGGCCGUGCACCUGAGCAUGACGCUCUUGACGCAGGUGUACAAGAUUGACAAGGAUCGGCUCUAUGCCACGUACUUUGGCGGAGACGAGCAGCUUGGACUGGAGCCCGAUGAAGAGACGCAACGGAUUUGGCUCCAGUAUUUGCCAUCCGAGCGCGUGCUGCCGUUUGGCUGCAAGGACAAUUUCUGGGAGAUGGGCGACGUUGGGCCAUGUGGACCCUGUACGGAGAUCCACUAUGAUCGCAUUGGCAAUCGCGACGCUUCAGCGCUCGUGAACGCUGACGUGCCGGAUGUGAUUGAGAUCUGGAACAACGUGUUCAUUCAGUUCAAUCGUGAACAGGACGGUAAACUCGUGCCGCUCCCGCACAAACACGUGGACACGGGCAUGGGGUUCGAGCGUCUGGCUUCGAUUCUGCAAGGAAAGGAUUCGAACUACGAUACGGACGUGUUUACGCCGCUCUUUGCCAUCAUUCAGAAGCUCACGAAAGCGGCUCCAUACACUGGCAAGCUGGGUGAAGAAGAUCCGGACAAGAAAGAUAUGGCUUACCGUGUCGUGGCAGACCACGUGCGCACACUGACGUUUGCAAUCGCGGAUGGUGCAGUGCCUAGCAACGACGGCCGUGGAUACGUGUUGCGUCGAAUUCUGCGCCGUGCUGUGCGUUAUGGACAGCAGUUCUUGAAUGCACCGAGUGGUUUUCUAACAGAACUGGUGCCAUGUGUGGUGAACAUGCUGGGGGACGCGUAUCCGGAGCUAGUUGAUAAGCAAAAGAAGGUGGAGGAUGUCAUUCUGGACGAAGAGAAGUCGUUCGGUCGUACGUUGAACAAAGGAAUCGAGCGUUUCAAGAAGAUCGCACAGAGUAUUCGUGAGGCUAACGCCGGGUCCAACGAGAGUCUUGUUGUGCCCGGUGAGGAUGCGUUCUUUCUGUACGAUUCGAUGGGCUUUCCCUUCGAUCUGACGGAGAUCAUGGCCGAGGAGGAAGGCAUGACGGUGGACAAGAAGAGCUACGAGGCGUGUAUGCGUCUACAAAGCGAGCGGUCCAAGAUGGAUCGCAAGAAAGGCGGCAGCAACGGUGCGCGCCCGCUUGUCCUAGAAGCUCGUGAGACGAGCGCGCUUGCUGAUAAGCAUGUUGACGUCACGGACGAUAUGGUCAAGUAUGACUGGCACAUCAAGACCCCAGCGAAGGUGGUAGCCCUCUUUACGACGACAGAGACUAGCUCUGACUUCGUAGAUGAGGUGAGCGCUGGCGACUUUGAGCGCGUGGGCGUCAUUCUGGACACCACCUCUUUCUACGCACAGGCUGGUGGCCAGAUCUAUGACACGGGUGUGCUGAGUAGCGACAACUUCAAGCUGGAUGUCGACUCAGUGGAAUCAUACGCUGGCUACGUGAUGCACAUGGGCCCUAUCGCGUUCGGUUCCAUAAAGGUUGGUGACGCUGUGGCGUGUGAAGUGGACUACGUUCGUCGUGCCAAGGUGGCUCCGAACCACACUAUGACGCACGUGCUUAACUUUGCACUACGCAAGGUGCUGGGCGCGGCGGUGGAUCAGCGUGGAUCGCUUGUGGACGACUUGCGUUUGCGUUUCGACUUUACGAAUAACAAUGCGCUGAAGCCCAAUCAGUUGGCGGAAGUCGAGGCUAUUUGCGAUGACAUCAUCAAGCAGCAGCUGGAAGUCUUUACGCAGAACUCUGCACAGGCUGAGGCCACGCGCAUUGAGGGUCUGCGCGCCGUGUUUGGUGAGACGUAUCCGGAUUUUGUCCGCGUCGUUUCGAUCGGCCAGCCCGUUGCUCCGAUGCUCGAGGAUCCGGAGAAUAAGUUAUGGAACAACUACUCGGUGGAGUUUUGCGGUGGCACUCACCUGAAGAACACGAAAGAGGCAAAGAAGUUCGUUCUGUUCGAAGAGUGUGCGAUUGCCAAGGGUAUCCGGCGCGUGUCAGCGUACACGUGCGAUCUCGCCAUUGAGGCUGAAGAGCGCGGAGAAAAGCUUCAGGCCGAGCUUGAUGCCAUUGACAAGUUGGACGGCGUCGAGUUCGUGGAGCGCGUGUCGUCUUUUAAGCCCGUGCUGGACCAAGCGCUGAUCUCGCUGCCGCUAAAGGACAAGCUUCGAAAGCAGGUGGAUGGUCUAGUGAGCCGGGUCAAGACGAUAAAGAAGGAGGCUGCCGCUGCUCGUGCUGCUAAUGGUGUGCAUGACGCUACCGCCGAGGCCACGAAGGCUAAAGACGCUGGUCAAGAGAUUGUUGUGGUGAAGUUCGACGUGGGCACGGACUCGAAACUAGGCCGCGAAAUGCUGGACGCGAUGAGCGCCAUCAUUCCGACAGGCAGUUUCAUGAUCUUCAGCACGGACUCGGACACGAACAAGACGGCGGCGUUCACUCGGGUAAGUCAGCAGCAUGUUGACUCGAAGCAGCUGGAUGCGCGAAAGUGGGUGAACCACGCGAUGGUCGUGAUGAAUGGAAAGGGUGGUGGCAAGGACGCGCUGAAUGCCACUGGCCAGGCCAAGACAGUGGAAAAGCUCGACGAGGCUGUGACACUCGCCAAGCUGUUCAUUCAGUAA
This is a messenger RNA of Hyaloperonospora brassicae, 3006 nucleotides long. NCBI's taxonomy places the organism in Eukaryota, Oomycota, Peronosporomycetes, Peronosporales, Peronosporaceae. The record is from the annotation of a GenBank genome assembly.